AUGGCCAACAACAACAUACCUAGCCCUGAUCCCUUCGUCCUGGAAAAACUGAUUGAGGAUUCCAGCCGCGAGAUGGCAAAUCGCCGUCGGCAGGAACGGACCCUUGCCGGACAGAGAAGGCCGAGGCAUGAAACCUCACAACCCCAGAGGCAACAGAUCCAGGACAUUCAACAGAUGCAUGUUCUUCAACAAGUCCAGAAUGUCGAACAGACCCAUCCUGAAGGACAAGCCCAGAACGGGGAAAACGGGCAGACCCAACCCCGAACUGAAGAAGAGCAACUCCAAAUUGUGAAUGAAACUGACACCAGAGACGGGCAACCGGCUUUCUCGUUCACCCACACCUCCGAUAGGCGAAGAAGCCGUAGCACUGAGGAGGAGGAACAGAUCAACAUCCCCGAGGGCGCUGAUCCAACCGCCAUCCUCCUACUCAAAGAGCUACAGAAGACCAACCGCCUCAUCCGCCUGCAGGGCGACCGCAUCCACGACCUGGAAAGGAGGCGACGAUAUCGCUCACCCCAGCGGAGACGCCAUCGUUCGCGUUCCUAUUCCUCCUCGCGGUCACCUCCGAGGAGAAACCAGAAACACAGUCCAUCCAGGUCUCGUUCCCCCUCAAGAAGAAACCGACGCCAGCGGUCUUAUUCCCGCUCUCCACCUCGAAAGACUCGGAAGAAUCAGAAACCUGAAACCGCUGAAAACAGGAGUCUCUCGCCCGAGCCGGAAAACCGAGGCCCCUCCAAAGCCGUGCAGAAACUCCGCGAGCGUUCUCCAAAAGACAAUCGCAAAUCCUUGGGCAAAACACGCAAUAAGUCCCAGCGAGUUUUGAGAAUUUGCAGGUUAUGGCUACAAAAGGAAUUCGUAGCAAAAGUGCAGAUGUUGUUAUGUUAUCAGCGACCAAGGCAUGACCGAAUGGCAGAUGGAAGCCAUAUAAGUUCUUCACGUGUGAGUGAGGGGGUUCGAUCCCUCGCUCCAGCUUAA
This is a messenger RNA of Vicia villosa (hairy vetch), 975 nucleotides long. RefSeq lists its product as uncharacterized. The record is from RefSeq and is a predicted model, not a curated record. The coding region runs from base 1 to 975 and encodes 324 amino acids. Lineage: Eukaryota; Viridiplantae; Streptophyta; Magnoliopsida; Fabales; Fabaceae. The transcript has 3 exons.